GUGUGUGGAGGGGUGUGUGUGCGUGUGUGUGGUUAUAUGCAUGUAGAGACGCACGCCUCUCUCUCCUUUAUUCCCUUUCUGCUCUUUAAGGGCUUUACCACUACAACCAACAUCCCAAAGCAGGCCACUCACCACAUUACCUCUGCUCUUUCGUCUCCUCCAAGACCAAUGCCUGGACUCCAGCGGCUUCAAAGGACAUCUCUGGAGGCAAGCAACUUUUUAGAAGAGUGAUAAAUGUUUGGCGUUUGCUCUUGGCUUUCCGGCCAGAGCUACAUGUGCUGGGCUGAGCGUUGGAGCUACUAUACGGUGCAAACCUCUGUUUCCUGUGUGUGUAUGUUCUCUGUCUGCUUUCACACAAAACAGCAGGAGGAUAAACUUACCCCAAGAAGACUCUGGAUGCAAACGCAAACAGUAGGACUGGCCAGAUAAGGAGAAGUGAAAGUUUUAAACCAGACUGGAGAAACAGGAGUUGAAACCAGAAGAAAGUAAAGCAGAAGACUUGAUUCUACAGAAGCACAGAAGGAAAUUUCACUAAAAGAACACACGGAAGGGAAACCUAACUCAGCCACCCUAAAUAGGUGGUGAAGGCUCCUUUCCUCCCACCCCCCUCCCUGCUUCUCUGUUCCCCCCUCCCGCUGCAACAUGGGCCACCUCCUCUCUCUUACUCUCAUCUACCUGGCCUACCUGCUGGCCACAGGGAUCGCCUCCCAGCGUCAGCAGCACCACGUGCAGCACGGCCCUUGCACCUACACCUUCAUUCUCCCAGAGGUUGAGCAUUGCAAGCCCCUAAAGGAUUUCCAGGUGACAAACACGCUGCAGAGAGACUCGCCACCCGAGACCGAGCCGGACAAAAGUCGUUCCAAGGACAGUUUAGCAGAAGAGGAAAGGCCUUCGUGGCAGCAGCAAAAGUUGGAGACUCUGGAGAGCGCCAUGGAGAAUAACACUCAAUGGCUGCAGAAGUUGGAAAACUUCAUCCAGGAGAAUGUACGCUCCGGUGUGGAGGAAAUAAAGAGGUCAACAGUCCACACCCAGACGGCCGCCAUGCUGGAGAUGGGAAACAACCUCCUCAGCCAAUCAGCAGAGCAGACUCGCAAACUCACAGAUGUUGAGACCCAGGUGCUAAACCAGACAAGUCGCCUAGAGAUCCAGCUGCUUGAGUACUUGCUCUUUACGAACCGCCUAGAGAAACGCAUUCUCCUACAGACCCAAGAAAUUUCACGCCUUAGUGAUAAAAACAGCUUUCUAGAACAGAGGCUCUUAGCGCUGGAGGCGCGGUAUGGGAAGGAGCUGCAGGACUUGCAGGGUGAAAAGCAGCAGCUUCAAGAUGUUCUGGAGAGGCAGAGUCGCCUGGUCAGCCAGCUCGAGGGUGAGCUCGGAAGCUCAACGCUCAACAGCACCACACUGCAGAGGCAGACAGACACUGUCGAGCAGCUGCUGACAAGAGUCAGACAAUGCAAUGAAAUCUCCAACUUGCCCAAAAAGGAGAGACGCGCUUUCGGGGACUGCGCAGAGAUUCUCCGAUCUGGGGCAAAGGAGAGUGGAAUAUACAGAAUACGACUGCACAACUCCACCCAGGACGUGAAGGUGUAUUGCGACAUGAAGACCAGAGGUGGCGGGUGGACGGUGCUGCAGCAUCGAAGGAACGGCUCGGUCGACUUCCACCGCAGCUGGAACGACUACAAAAUGGGCUUUGGAGAGCCAUCAGGGGAACACUGGCUGGGAAACGAUAUCAUUCACAAGCUGACCAGCUCACAGGAAUACAGUCUGCACAUCCAGCUCCGAGACAGAGAGGGGAACGAAGCCUACUCACAUUACGACCGCUUUUACAUAGACAAAGAAGUCAACAACUACAGCCUUCAUGCCGACGGAUUCAGCGGCACCGCCGGCAAAACCAGCAGUCUCACCCACACUGGGAGCCAGUUCAGCACCAAGGACAGAGACAACGACCGCUGCACGUGCAAGUGCGCUCAACUCGCCUCGGGAGGAUGGUGGUUCGACGCCUGCGGCCCAUCCAACCUGAAUGGCAUAUAUUACCCCGUUUCAUCCAAUGUACUCCGCUUUAAUGGCAUCAAGUGGUACUACUGGAAGGGUCCAAAUCUGCUGGCUACCAUGACAACCAUGAUGGUGCGCCCUGCUGACUUCAGAUGAAAUUGCCGUGUAGCUCGAUGGAUCGUUGGGAACUUAAUGUUGCAGAUGAAUGUAAUUAAUCAACCAACGGCAAUGAAUAAAAAAUAUAUAUCGGG
Xiphophorus maculatus (southern platyfish) is the source of this 2243-nucleotide messenger RNA. It is a transcript of the gene angpt2b, whose product is annotated as angiopoietin-2-like. The record is from RefSeq and is a predicted model, not a curated record. Bases 643 to 2148 code for a protein of 501 amino acids. Gene Ontology annotation, molecular function: receptor tyrosine kinase binding. Gene Ontology annotation, biological process: Tie signaling pathway. The transcript is spliced from 9 exons. NCBI's taxonomy places the organism in Eukaryota, Metazoa, Chordata, Actinopteri, Cyprinodontiformes, Poeciliidae.